AUGUCGGUUUCGUUUACACAAACCGAUUUGCAUCAUGCUGAAAAAUUUGCAAAAUACAACUAUCUCAUACGGUUGUUACAACUGAUGCAUAAAAAACGACCGCACUUGAUCAGUCAUUUACGAUUGUACGACCGUUUGGCGACCGAUGCGGAUUAUUAUAUCCCACCCGCCCUGAAAGACAAAUGCCGAGUGUUGGACAUAGCGCUGAGCGAACGAUUGUGCACGAAACUGUCGUGCAACCGGACGACGGAACGCGCUCCGUGCGCGCCCGACACGGAAGCAUCGUACUAUUGGGUGGGCGACGACGCGUACGACGUACAAUGUCAACCCGCGUGCUUUAAUGUGCGGGCCAACAAAACGUAUCGGUCCGACGGUACACGCGGCGUAGACACGCCGCAAUUGAAUUAUCACAAAAACUCGUGUCGCAUAGUACCGGACGCUGUUACGGCGUAUCUGGAAAAACCGUUUUACCGGAGUUCGGUGCAAUACGAAGCGCGCGUAAACGAUAUGCCAACCGGGUUUUCGCGAACGCGGAACGAUCGCGAUUACGGAUGCGGGUUUGAUUACCGGAACAACGCAGCGUAUUGCGCGUACUACGAUCGAACUCUGGACAAGAACGGAGACUGUUCGUACAAAUGGUGGGAAACCGGUUUGGACGCGGUGGUCGGCAUGUCUUUUGUAAACACCGUAAAAUCGGCGAUACGCCAAGUAAACAACACCGAAAUCCAGAAACGGCUGCCGGCCGGGUUGCCCGAUAAACCCGAAACGUUAAAACCCGAACACACGGUGACCGGUUGGCGCGCAGACGUGAAAUCCGAUUUUACGAUACCGCCGCUGUUAGAAAUCGUCGACGUCAACGCGUCGCAACGCGAACAAUUGAAAACGCGCAAAAAGCGAUCGACGACGACUGACAAUAAACCGGUUUCUGCGGAAACCCGUGAAAAAAUACAAAAAAUAAUGGAAAGCGUUAUGAAACUGUUACAGUCUUCGGAAUUUUGGACCAGUUUGGGCGUGUCUUGGGUGUUUGACCGUUCGCUAAAAGAAGUGCAACGAUUUUCGUAUAGAGUAUUCGAAACCGUACAGAAACUGUUGACGUUAGAUUUCUAUAAACUCGUGGAAUCGGCGUUUUCCAAAAGUGUGUUGACGGCCACCAUGCAGAGUACGGUUCGUAGCGCGAUCGUGCACACGGCUCUGCGUACGUUGGGCAAAUCCGCAAUCAUGUUGGCUAAGAUCACGGCGGCCGCGACCAGUGUAGUCGGUUGGUUGUUGAUCGUCGUGAACGUGUUGGACAUUAUAUUUUCCAUAUGGGAUCCCUACGGGUACAAUAAUAUGUUUCCCAAAGAAUUGCCGAACGAUCUCAUGUCGAGCGGCGAAGCGGCGCUGCGCAAUCAAUUCGGCAUGUCGACGGCCGAAUACACGUUCGAAAAUCUAGUCAACGCCAUAGUGACGGACGACGAAAUCUUACAAUUGCAACUGAUCAGCAUGAUGGAAAAAGCGAUUUAUCUGGACAACCUCGACGUGAACAGUGACGGGGGGGUUCAUCGACAGACGCGAUAUCGUGACGAUAUCGAAACGCGAUUUCGACGGCGCGUACGGCGACGCUGCAAACCGGGCUGUGGUCGAAAGCGUGAGGUUUGA
Melanaphis sacchari is the source of this 1638-nucleotide messenger RNA. RefSeq lists its product as uncharacterized. The transcript has a single exon. Gene Ontology annotation, biological process: viral life cycle. NCBI's taxonomy places the organism in Eukaryota, Metazoa, Arthropoda, Insecta, Hemiptera, Aphididae. The record is from RefSeq and is a predicted model, not a curated record. Bases 1 to 1638 code for a protein of 545 amino acids.